AUGUCCGGGUACGACUACGAUGCUCCGCGGCGCUCCACGCGGCGCGAGUACGUUCGCGAGGAGCGCUACGAUGACAGAGAUCCUCGAUACUUUGAUGCUACUGAGAUGAGGGGCCACUCAGGCCGUGAGGUUGUGCCCCGUGGCCGAGAGGACAGCGAUUUGUCUAUCGAGGAGAUACGGCGCGACUUUCCCAUGCCCGGCCAUGGUCAGUCGUACCGCGAUGCUAGGAGGGCCAGGUCCGCAGAACCCGGUUGGGACGACUAUGAUGACCGCCGUUCGUACUACUCGCGCGACCCCCGCGACAGGGACUAUGAUCGGUAUGACCGUGAUUAUGACCGUCGUUCAAGAAAGGAAGGAAGCGUGUACUACGAAGAGGAGAAGGAGAAGCGCCGUGCGCGCACCAUGUCCAAGCAAGAGAAGAUAAUCGCCGCCAUAGCUGGCGCUGCUAUCGCUGUCGGUGGCAAGGAGCUAUACGACCGCCACGAGGGUAAAGAAAAUGGAGGAGAGGUCAACCGAAACCCAGCCAUGUCUGCUGCCCUUGGUGCUGCCGGCGCACUUGCUGCAUACCAGGGUGCCGAAUUUUACAACAAGCAUGCCGAGAAGGAAGACAAGAAGUCCACCAUGAUUGCAUACAAAGGCCGCGACGGCCAAAUGGUCAAGUACUACGAGGAGGAAGAGGACGACCCCAAGAAGAAGGAAGGUCACAAGAACUUCCUUGAGAGCGCCCUAGCCGCUGCCGGUCUUGGCGGCGCCGUCAAGGCCCUGACCGGCGGUGGAGGAGAUGACAAGGACAAAGAAAAGGACCGUGACCGGGAUGGCAGAUCCGAAACACGCAGUCGCGCAGGCAGCAGGCCCCGGGGAAGCCGUUCAAGGUCUCGUUCCAAGUCACCCGAGAAGAAGAACAAGAUCCAGCAGGCUGCCAUGGCUUCACUCAUCGCAGGCGCCACAGAAGCCUUCCGCGUUGCGAAAGAACCCGGUGGUUGGAAAGGAGAGAAGGCGAAGCGUGUUUUUACUGCCGCCGCUGGUGCCGCUACGAUUGAUGCUGCUCAGAACCCAGACAAGAAUCAGAAACUGAGUCUUGCAGAGUCGGUCAUUGGUGGUCUUGUUGGAAACCGGGUUAUUCACGGCUCAAAGAAGAACAUUGAAGAAGAUAAGGCAACCGGUCGCUCUCGCUCUCGAUCGAGGGCAGCGCGAGACUCCAGCAAAGAUGGCGGUGGCGGCAGCGGCGGUGUAACCGGCCUUGCUGCCCUGGCCACGGCCGGUCUAGGUGCCCUGGGAGCGAAGAAGAUCAUGGACAGCCGAAAGGAUGAUGACGAGGAUGGAAGAUCGCGCUCACGCUCUCGUCGUCCCCGCAGUCGCUCCUCUAGCCGUGGUGGUUCCCGCUCCCAGUCUCGCAAGGGUGUUCGUGCCCGCAGUCGAAGUGUCGUUGAUGGUGCUCGCCGUCGGCUUGCUAGGAUUGGUAUCGGCAACGGACCCGAAGAUGACAAGCGUAGCGAUGUAGGGUCGCCACGGGGAUCGUCUCGCGGCGAUGGCCGGAGGAGACGCUACUCGGAUGAGUACGACGAUGAUCGCGAUCGGCGACGGUACAGCCGAUCACGAUCACGCGGUGGAGGAAGUCGAAGAAACGAUGGAGCAUCGGACACGGACUUGGGUGACUCUGACGACGAUUUGAAGGAGACUAAGAGGAAAAGAGGUAAGCAAAUACUCACUAUUGGCCUGGCUAGCGUGGCGACCAUCCACGCAGCCCACAAUGUCUAUCAGAGCAUGGAGAAACGCAAUGCACGGCAAGCGGCAGUUAAGGAUGGACGUCUUUCCCCGGAGGAGGCCAAAAAGCUCAAGACUAGGGCACUUCUGCAAGAUGCGGCCUCAAUCGGCGUUGCUGCCCUGGGCGUUAAAGGCGCCAUUUCAGAAGUCAAGGAAGCCCACGAGAAGAGUAAAGAGCUUCAGGAGUGGAAGCAUGAAAGACAACUUCGCCAUGAGCGCCGUAUGUCACGCCUAGCUAGACAACGCGCCAUUCUCGAUCGAGAACAUCAGGAAGAUCUGGAUCGCGACUAUGAGGGAGGGAGGGCAAGGAGCCGAGCGAGGAGCAGGGCGAGGACUGACGAAGACGACUGGGCCCUCGCCGCUGCUCGUCGCGGUAGCCGUGACGGGCGCUAUGAGUAUGACGAUGGUCCACGAUAUAUCGAUGGCAAUCCAUACGCUAGUAAUUCUUUGCCAGCACCUCCUGUUGGUUACGAUUACGACGAUGAAGACCGCAGGAGGCGUUGA
Molecule: messenger RNA, 2268 nt
Organism: Pyricularia pennisetigena
Lineage: Eukaryota; Fungi; Ascomycota; Sordariomycetes; Magnaporthales; Pyriculariaceae
Exons: 1
Coding region: 1-2268 (755 amino acids)
Source: RefSeq, a predicted model, not a curated record